AUGUCUUCAACGGAGAUCGGAAACUGUGGUAAAGUUGACGACAACGUCGCAACUGAGUCUCAACACUUACAGACGUACACAGCCCGGCCUCAAGAAACUGCGGUAUGCUAUGACACUGUCGGUCAUUCUUCGCCUCCCAGGCAAGAGAGCAACACGUGGGACACCAACAAAACCUAUACAUCUUUGAGCAGUCUCAAGCCUUAUUACUGUGGAUAUUCCGCAACGGAAGACAAUGGUUCCGCAAACGCCAUGUACACCGACGGGUUGCGUGCCAGACCAGAAGCGUCUACCUUGGACGAUUCCAACGAAGAUGACGGAAGCGAAGUUAGUCCGUCGUCAACCAUCGACUCCUACGGGAUACCCCAGGAUUCCACUUACUCUGCCCCACCUCCCCAGCAUCAGAACGGUUACCCACAGUACAGUUAUCCGUCUCCACCCCAGGUCAAUAGCGCCGCUCCCGUCUUGGAGAGGCAUUCCUCACCGCCAUCUUAUACGACUCUUGAAUACGGCCCAGCGGCAGUAAAGAUCGAAUACAAGUCAACUAACUCUGUACCGGUAUCGUCUGCAGCCAGUCACUAUUAUCAGCCCCAGGGGUACCCGGAAGAAGGGAUGGGAUAUUACUCAGCCCCACCUGCAGCAGCAAUUCCUCAGCAGCACCAGGCCCCCGUAGCCCGGAACAGCGAAGGCCGUCAGUAUCAAAAUAGCGGAGCCUGCGUCUUUCUUUGCAACCGCCAACUUUGGGUUAAAUUUCACGCACAUACGACAGAAAUGAUCAUUACAAAGCAAGGAAGGCGAAUGUUUCCCACUCUGCAGUUCAGUCUCAGUGGACUAAACCCCCAGAAGCAGUAUAAUGUAUUUGUUGACAUGGUUCUGGCAGAUCCUAACCACUGGAAAUUCCAGGGUGGCAAAUGGGUCCCAUGUGGACAAGCUGAACAACUCCCUCGAACUGGCAGAGUUUAUCUACACCCUGAUUCUCCGAACACCGGAGCACACUGGAUGAAACAAGACAUUGUUUUUGGGAAACUAAAAUUGACAAACAACAAAAACAAUGAUCAAGGACAUAUCGUUUUACACUCGAUGCACAAAUACCAGCCUCGAAUUCACGUGAUCGAAGUCGGCACGAGCUCUCCAGGCGACCAGAAAAAUCUGCAGACUCAUAGCUUUCCCGAGACCCAGUUCAUCGCCGUGACAGCCUAUCAGAACACAGACAUCACCCAGUUGAAAAUCGACCAUAACCCGUUCGCUAAAGGUUUUCGUGACAGCUACGACAGGUCUGAAGGCAUGCCUAGUGACAUGAUGUACCCACAGAUGAACACUAUGUAA
Liolophura sinensis is the source of this 1323-nucleotide messenger RNA. RefSeq names its product T-box brain protein 1-like. The record is from RefSeq and is a predicted model, not a curated record. Gene Ontology annotation, biological process: cell fate specification; regulation of transcription by RNA polymerase II; positive regulation of DNA-templated transcription. Gene Ontology annotation, molecular function: RNA polymerase II cis-regulatory region sequence-specific DNA binding; DNA-binding transcription factor activity, RNA polymerase II-specific. Bases 1 to 1323 code for a protein of 440 amino acids. NCBI's taxonomy places the organism in Eukaryota, Metazoa, Mollusca, Polyplacophora, Chitonida, Chitonidae. The transcript has 6 exons. Gene Ontology annotation, cellular component: chromatin; nucleus.